GUUAAAAUCGAUAACUUGCAUUGUUGUCAAAAGUUGUUUAGGAUACCAUGAUCCAAAAUGGCUGCCACCGAGGACUCUGAAAUUCCAGAGACCGGGGCUGUCUUCACAUUUGGAAAGAGCAAAUUUGCAGACAACAUACCAAAUAAAUUCUGGGUUAAAAAUGACAGAGUUCAUCAGAUUGCCUGCGGAGAUGAACAUACAGGUCUUAUUGCUGAAUCAGGCAGAGUGUUCAUGUUUGGACCAAAUGACUGGGGACAACUUGGGCUAGAUGAUAACAAGGGUGUAAACAAACCUAGUUGUGUCAAGUCACUGAAGCAUGAAACAGCAAAGCUUAUUGCAUGUGGGAGGAGUCAUACACUUGUAGCAACAGAAUCUGGUCAUAUUUACUCAUUCGGGAGCAACUCUGAUGGACAGCUGGGCUAUGAAGGUGUAACAGACCAGUACCUACCAAAACAAAUUGAAUCACUUAGGCCCACUAAAUAUAAGAUACUCUCAGCAGGAGCUGAUAACUCUGUUGCACUGACAGAGGAUGGCAAGGUUUACGUAUGGGGAGGCAAUGAGGAAGGAAAGCUGGGUUUGGGCGAGGAUAUAGAGAUAGCCCACCAACCAAUGCUGCUGCAGCUGGAUAGACCAGUUGUUUGUGUGGCAUGUGGCUACUACCACACUGCUCUAGUCACUGAUGAUGGAAAGUUGUAUACCAUGGGGGAAGCAGAUGGGGGGAAACUUGGACUGCCAGAGGAUUUAGACGACACCAAAGUGCCACAGGAGGUCACGGCCAUAGCUGAGCCAGUGAAAUGGGUUGCAUGUGGCAGUUCACACACAGUGGCACUUACAGAGUCAGGUAAAUGUUAUGUGUUUGGUGAGGGUGAGAGUGGUCAGCUUGGCCUCGGGACGGACGUUAUGUCUCUGUCAACACCAACCCACCUGAAGCUGCCAUUUAAAGUCUCCAGAGUCUACUGUGGCCAGGCCUUCACUGCCUUGAUAUCAGAAAAAGGACAGUUGUAUACAUUUGGUGAUGGUCGACAUGGAAAGUUAGCCCAUGGCAACGACCAGUUCUCCAACCAGUACAAGCCUUAUCAUUGUAAAAGAUUUUCUCAUUUCAAUGUUAAAAAGGUUGCGUGUGGUGGGUGUCACAUGAUAGUCACAGCCCAACCAAAAGCACACAGACACAAUGUGGAGAGCGAUGAGGAAGUGGAUGAAAUGAAAACGCUAGCAGAAACGGCGCUGCUGGACUCUUUGAAUAUGACCACAGGCUCUCCCACCUUGUCCAGGUCUCUCUCCGCAAGAGAGAAACGCAGGAACGAAGUUACUAGAUCCUUGUCCACACUAAACCAGACCCUACCUGUCCUGACAUCCAAACGAGGCAUCCACUCCCUUAGUGCCACCAUGCCUGCCAUUAAACCCAACCAUUCAAAAGCCAAUGGCGAUCUACUCCAUGCAACCAUAGUACCAAAGAGCAGGUCGUUGCCUCGAGGUAAGACACUGGAUAUAGACCAUGUUGUGGAACCAGAGAGUGCACAUCACAAGACUCAGGAGAACCACCUUCCAGUACCCAUCCCAAGGAAAACAUCUCUGCCAGCGCAGGGUCAGGCGGAUAAUAGUGAUGAUGGCAGUGAGGGAGAUGAUGAAGGCAGCGAUGAGGGGCAGCACAGUGUAGGGCAUCAUGGCCCAAAGCAGGUUCUAGAGGAGGCUGAGGAGAAGCUAGAGGCUGAUGAAGAUGUCAUGGCAUUGACUGCGGAGCUGCAGAGUAAAAUUGAUGAAGGGUCCUCUGAGGAGGAGCCGUUGGAUGAAGUUGAUGAGAGGAGCGCUGGCCAGGAUUUGCCAGAAAGUAUAACCAAUUCCGUGGAGGCUGGAAUUCAUGUAGAGAAAGUUCAGGAAGAGAUGAGUAGUAAAGAUGAGAUAACUCCAACAGGAAAGGAGAUAAAGGAGUCGCCAGUGCUUGGUAAAAAAAAUCCACUGCCUCUACCUAGAAAAAAGCAGGAAAAAACAGAGGAUGAUGAAGAGGAGGAGGACGACGAAGAAGAAACAGAAGAGGAUGAAGAAGUCAACGAAGAAGAAGAAAACAGUAAAAAAAAGAAUAAGAAGAACAAAAAAGAAAAGGGGGAGAAAAAGAAAAAAGAUGGUAAAGAGGAUGAAAAAGAUAAAAAGAAAAAAGAUGGGGAAGAAAAUGAAAAAGACAAAAAGAAAAAGGAUAAAAAAGAUAAAAAGAAAAAAGAUGAUGAUGACGUUAAAGAUGAUAAGAAAAAAGACGGCAAAGAAGAUAAGAAAAUUGAUGAUGAUGAUGAAGAAGAUAUAAAAGAUAAAAAGAAGAAAGAUGGCAAAGAGGAUAAAAAGAAAAAAGAGGAUGAAGAAAGUGUCAAAGAUAAAAAGAAAAAAGAUGGCAAGGAAGAUAAAAAAGAGGAUGAAGAUACAAAAGAUAAAAAAAAAAAGGAUGAGAAGGAACCUAAAGAUAAGAAAAAAGACAAAAAAUCAAAAAAAGACAAAAAGAAGAAUGGAGAUGAGGAUGAAGAUGAAGAAGAGGAAGAAAAAGAAGAUAAGAAAAAAGACAAAAAAGGUAAAAAGGAAAAGGAAGACAAAAAGAAUAAAAAAGAUAAAAACAAAAAAGGUGAUAAAGAUAAGAAGAAGGAGGAUGAUGAAGAUGAAGAAGAUGCUGAGGAUGAAGAGAGUAAUGACAAAUCAAAAAAGAAGGAAAAAGAUACCAAGACAGAAGACAAUGAAAAGAGUAAUGACAAAUCAAAAAAGAAGGGAAAAGAUGCUAAGAUAGAAGAAGAUGAAAAAAAUAAUUCCAAAGUUGACAAAGACAAAACUGAUGAAGCCUUAACAAAGUCUGAUGAAAAGGGUGACAAAGCAAAUGGAAAAGAUGAAAAUGAAAAUGAAAACACACAAGUCCCAGUCACUGCUAAAAAGUCACGUACCUGCAGUAUAUUGUGAUGAGAGCUUCACACUUGCGUAGAGACCAAAACACCUGAGGGUUUGUGCUUCCACCCAUGUUUGGCUGGCUGUACAUCAAUAGACAGACACUCUGACCAGAACCUGAGACUAUUCUAUAUUGUUGAAGUAUAAACUUGUGUUUUGUUAGAAAUCUCUCAAUAGACAGACACCAGGACCUGAGACUAUUCUCUAUUGUUGAUGUUGCAGUAUAAACUUGUGUUUUGUUAGAAAUCUCUCAAUAGACAGACACUCUGACCAGAACCUGAGACUAUUCUAUAUUGUUGCAGUAUAAACUUAUGUUUUGUUAGAAAUCUUUCAAUAGACAAGACCUGAGACAUUCUUCUGUACUGUUGCUGUAUGUUAGAAAUAUCUGUCCUUAGUUUUGUAUGUGUUUUUGUUCCUAUAUGUUGACAUCCUCAACUGGCUGUAAAAAAAACUAGUUUACUAUGUCUUAUGAGGGAAGAUAAAAUGUAUAUACUAUACAGAAAAACAUACUAUAUGAAAAUGAUUACAGAUUAUAAAAAUUUAUAUUUAUCUGACCAAAUAGUUGUACAUUUCCCAGUGAAAAAUUGUUGAAUGCUUUUUUGUAUUUGACAGAAUUUUUAUACAAAUAAUAGAGAAAUUAGUUUUGUUAUAAUCGUCUUUUUGUAAGUAAAUUUACAUGAAUAUUAAAAUGAGGAAAAGAUUGAACUGAAUGAUAACAAACAUUUUUUUUUUCAUGGCCAUUGUUGGUAAUUUAAAGCCAGUUUUAAAUGCCAUAUGGUUGAAUUGUAAGAGUGUUUUUUUUCUGAAUGUUUUUUAAUGGUAUGAGUAAAAAGAAAACAAUGAAAAAAUUAUUUUCAACAAGGAAUUUUGACACUUUUAAAAAAUUCCAGCAGAUUAUGGUAAUUUAUUAAAUUUAAUAUCUUAUUUAGUAUCCCUAAAAGUACCAUAUUUCCUGCUUUUAGACUAAAGUUAUAAUUUACUAAACAUCUUUGUACAAAAGCUUAAUUAUCAUUACACUUGCAACUGUAUUGACAAACCACUUUAUGUGUAAUACAUUCUUCCAUGCUUGUUGAAAAAAAAAUUCUUUGUGUUUUGCUCUUAAAUCAAGUUCAAAGCUUUAAAAAAGGUAAACCAUUUAUUAGUUAUUUAUAUUACUUUUUAACUAAUUUCAUAACUUCAUAGACAAGUGGUCUAAAAUAUUUACUUUUAUAAUAUAACAUGUAGUACUGCAUAUACACAAAUCUUGGGUUGACUACAGAAUUAAAGAAAUGUAAAUUAGAUAUAUACUGUGAGCCAUAUUGUAAAUAUAUUUGAUGUUUCAAGCUUUGAUAGUUGACAAAGGUAUUUUUUGGCAAUACAUUCUACACUAUGUUCAGGGAAUUUGCUCAUGGUAAAUAUUUCACUAAUUAAUUCUUCUCAGUUAUUAAUUAACUUUUAAAAUGAUUCUAUUAAACACAGUAAGGGACACUAUUGUGCAUUGUAAAUUUUUAAAAAUUGUCUAUUGCCAAAAGAUAUCAGUUUUUUACCGUCCAUUUUACUUGCUUCGUCUGUGAUAUUGAAGAUAAUGUUUUACUAUUUUUCACAACUAUUUGUGUUUGUUGAUAAUUUUUGUCUACUUGCAUUCACAUCUUUUAGCUAGAAUUAGAAAAUACACUAUGUAGUGGAUCAAAGCCCAAAUGCUUUUUUUCAAUAAGAUCCAUUUUGAUGAAUUGGUUAUUUUUAUUUAGAAGAAUGAAAUUAAACUAUUUGGUUGAUGAACACAAAAAAGCUGAGUAAAAUCAGUGUAGGCUAAACAAAAAUAAGGCAGAGUCUUGUAUUUUACAGCAAAUCUGUUGUAUGUUUUGUCUCAUCAGUUUUUUUUUAGUGGUGCUAUCGCAACAUCCAGUUAAUAAAUGGGAAACAAACUGUUGGGCAGCAUAAUUUAUAUUACUCUGAUUGUUAUGUUGUUUGAAUCUCUAAUGUGUAUGUAGAAGAGUAUCCUAUCUGAAGUUUGUUUGUGAUAUUCAAUUUGUCAAAAUGUAAAAUGGUUGUGUGGCAUCUACUUCAAGGUGCUGACAUUCAUCUAAGACUUGUUUAAAAGUGUUUGACUGACUGACAACAGGAUAAAGCUAAUACUGUGUUAACAUUUCAUUUUAUUCACUUUUUUUAAUGCUCAUAUAAACACAGAAACAUAGUUGUAAUGAAUAAUCAUGUACGAUUUAAUAAAUAAUACUGAACAAAGAGAAUUGUAUCAAUUUUG
Molecule: messenger RNA, 5155 nt
Organism: Physella acuta
Lineage: Eukaryota; Metazoa; Mollusca; Gastropoda; Physidae
Product: X-linked retinitis pigmentosa GTPase regulator
Source: RefSeq, a predicted model, not a curated record